Messenger RNA from Suillus paluster, 581 nucleotides. RefSeq lists its product as uncharacterized. Bases 118 to 435 code for a protein of 105 amino acids. The record is from RefSeq and is a predicted model, not a curated record. Lineage: Eukaryota; Fungi; Basidiomycota; Agaricomycetes; Boletales; Suillaceae. The transcript has 2 exons.
CGUCGCAAAUUUCCACCACAAGGCCUGCCAACAUCCCGAAAUAGGCUUAGUGCACCCAGUGUGUCUAUUUUUUAUCUAUACAGCUUGGCAGGUUGGCCGGUAUUCUAGCGCCCACGUAUGAAAUCCCGCAGGUGCAAAGUCAGCACCGGCAAAUAUUUACCUAUCAUGACAAGCAGUCUUCUAGAUUCAUCACUUGAUCACAGAUUAUCGGCGUAUCAAACACGUCUUGGUGACAGUUCAUUUUUCCACCUCCACAUCCACAUCCACGUCGUCGCCGGGAACAUGUACGUGGCCGCAAUGUACAUGCCAACAACCAAAUCUGUCUUGCUAUCAGUUACCCCUAUUUGCGUUUACACCGCCAGCUUGGUGAGCUAUGCGUGUUUUGCAGAUAUAAAGGAAGUCAGCGUGUAUUGUACUUCUCACAACUCCUGCUGAUAUCCUCUCAUCUAAACACUCGUGCCAUAAUUUGCAAUGUCUGAACACCCCCGCACCGACUUGAACAAUCUUUUGCAGGCCAUUUAUGGUCCUGGGGCCCUUGACCAUGUCCGAUGGGAGGUCUUUUCGCAAGGCCCUCCCAGCUG